CCGCCACGCUUGCUGCACAUCACGUGUGCUCCAGUCGUUGAAGAACCCUUCAGAAUCAUAACCCGUUUGACUUGAAUUUCCCUUUCAUGUUAGUCAACCGGUUGGCUCAGAAACUACCGAAACUACCUCAGACCACUUCGUAACCUUCAACGGGUCAAACAUCCACCAAAUUUCCGUAUUUACAUUUGCUUUCGAAUCGAAAUUAUGCAAACCGAUACCCCACACGCUUUGGAGUACGCCCCUCCAGAUGUGCGAUCUCCGUCUCCAACGAGCUCAGUUGGCAGCAGUCAUCCCGAGGAUCAGACAUCGCUGUCCGACUCCGAAGGAAUGCUCAGUCAACCGCAAUUUGAACAGAAAUGGGAGAGUAGAAUUGGACUGGGACAACCAUCACACAGAGAGCUCGAUGCAAUGAAAGAUCCCUUAAUCGCGAGACCAACGCCUGGUUCUGAAGAAGAAAAAAUGGCUUUUGAAAGGAUACUUCGAAAUCUCCGCCAUGAAGUGAACCUCCUUCACGAGAAUGAGAUGUUUGAACAGACCAUUCUUCGAGGUUCGAAAGCUGCAGCAGGGACUCCCGUAUACACGCGUGACAUCGAUGCGAUUAUGAACAGUAUGAUGGGACCGACGUCCACGACUGUUGGCUUCCCCAGUGUGACCUCAACUCCUUUUGCGGCUCCCUCGCGAUCCCGGUCAAGACCUUCGACAUACCACCCGUCUGCUCAUACAGAUAUGACGAACGGCCCUUGGAACGAUCCAGAGGUGACUCGAGGCGAGUUCGGAGCAGGAAUGGACUCUUUCGUAGGGGUCGUACAUGGUAACAAUAUGCCUAUGGAUCCCAUAGGAAUGAUGAUGCCACACCCCCCUCCUUCGGCUGACUUCGGUCUUACAAUGCCUGGGUCUGGCAGACGGAAUAAAGGACGGGCGAGCAGGAGAUAGCGAGUCGGAUUUAAUCAGGGUUACUACGCGUCAGGAGAUGUUUGUCGCCCUUGAGCGUGGUGCAAACUUGGAUUCACAAAAUUUCACAUGUAUCAUUUUGCUUUUUGUAGCAUUCUCAUGUAACAAUACAGAAGUACAUACUGGAUCGUGCGGUCGUAAUUUUAAGCUUCGUACCGCUGGAUUGUUCAC
Molecule: messenger RNA, 1122 nt
Organism: Lentinula edodes (shiitake mushroom)
Lineage: Eukaryota; Fungi; Basidiomycota; Agaricomycetes; Agaricales; Omphalotaceae
Exons: 2
Coding region: 205-933 (242 amino acids)
Source: RefSeq, a predicted model, not a curated record